AUGGCCUCCGGCUCGGUCUGCCGCAACUACCUCGUCACGGUGACCUGCGCCUUCACGUCGCUCUACUUCCUGCGCCAGCAGCCGCUGCUGUCGCGGACGCUCGCCGUCGAGGGCGGCCUGCUCGACUGCGGGUCCUGCGCCGCCGAGGCGCGCGAGCGGGCCGUGCGGCGCGCGUUCGCCGCCGCGGACGCGCGCGCCGCGCGGGACGCGCUGGCCCGGCUCUGGCGCCACGGCGGCGGCCUCGGGGCGCCGGCCCUGCGCGCGCUCCGGGGCGGGCGCCGGCGCAAGCGGCGCCGCGCGGCGGCCGCGGCCGCGGCCGCGGACGCCGCGCGCGCGGCGGCCGUCGCGGGCCGGCGCGCCGAGCUCGCGCGGCUCGUCGCGCGCCGCGGCGCCGCGGGCGACGCGGCGACCGAGAUCUGGCGCAACGCGCGGGGCGGCGGCGGCGCGGGCGGCGGCAACGCCACGGACGUCGACGCGUGGGCCGCGGAGGCGCUCGAGGGCGGCGGCGCGCUCGACCUCUUGGGCGACAUGGUCUGCUUCGGCUCCGAGGCCGACGUCGCCGCGGCGGCGGAGCUCGUCUACUACGUGCCCUACGGCCUCUUCCUCGCCGUGCUCGACGACCCGGGCCGGCCCCUGAGCUGGAGCCGGGCCCAGGCCGGCUGGGCCCUGCUGCGGGUCCUCGACCGCGACGCGCCGCCGGCGCCGGAGUCGCUCGACGUGCGGCGGGCGAUGGCCCUGCGCCUCGAGGAUCUCGCGGACGCGGCGGCGUCGCGGUCGCCGGGGGCGUUGCCCGCGCUCCACCUCCUGUCCUACAUGGCGGCCGACGGCGCGCCGGGGCCGCCGAGCGCCGCCGCGGCGCGCGUCGCGGCGCGCCUCGGCGGCGGCGGCGGUCUAGGCGACGGCGCGCUCGGCGCGGCGCUGUACGCGGCGCCGGAGCCCGGCUGGUCCAAGCGCGACGAGGAGCGCGUCUACGCUUUGAACGCGGCGGCGCACCUCGCCUGGGUCCUCGCGCACCGGCUCCACGGCGACUUGGACGGCGCGCCGGAGGUUUCUCGCCGCGCGGACGCGAUCCUCGGGGGCGUCGCGGCGUCCGCGUCGAAGCCGCUCGCCGCGCUGUCGACGGCGCGCGGCCGCGACGUCUUCCGCGCGCGUGAGCGCGCGCUCCUCGCGGCGCCGAAGCCGGCGCCGGGCGAGCCGAGCCUCGACGGCUACGACUUCGAGGUCGCGACGACGCGGUUCGCGAGCUACGCUUUACGCAUCCUCGCGCGCGCGGACGCCGCGCGGCCGUCCGUCGCCGAGGCGCUGGGCCUCGACAACGGCGCCAACGUCGCCGACGUCGACGAGGCGCUGACCGUGGCGACGGCGAGCGACGUGUCCCAGUUCCUCGACGACGUCGCCGCGGUGCUCGGCCGGCCGCUUCCCCGGUCGAUCAAGCGGACGGCGACGCUGGCGCUGGCGCUCUCCCGCGUCGCCUGGCACCACGUGGCCUACUCGGCGCCCAACGUCUACGGCCUGCUCUCCGUCGAGCUGCUGGCCAACGGCCUCGUCUCCGAGCGGUGGCUCCGCCGCGUCGCGCCCUGUGCCGAAAUCAACCACCGGUUUGGGUGGUCCUGA
Molecule: messenger RNA, 1614 nt
Organism: Aureococcus anophagefferens
Lineage: Eukaryota; Pelagophyceae; Pelagomonadales; Pelagomonadaceae
Exons: 2
Coding region: 1-1614 (537 amino acids)
Source: RefSeq, a predicted model, not a curated record